CUGCCCCACCCCAUGUAUCAAAGUGCCCCACUGGAAAAAGCAGCUAAGGGUCUAUAUCUAAAAGAGCGUAGCGUACCACCGGAAGUGCUGGGAAGGCUUUACGCUGAGUAUUGUGACGUCAUCAACCGGAUGUACGACUCGUAUUUGAACAGUGUACAGUUACAGAGAGCACCCUUUAUAUUGGAGAUUGUCAGUAUAGUAAUGAAAAGAUUAUAUGAAUUAAAGAACGAAUUAGUACAUAUAAUUGUGAAUGAUUACAUUUACGUGGACGACGCUCUUAUUACCGCCAAAAAAACUCCUUUUGAUAUUCAGAUUGUGGUUCCAUAUCACUUUCCAUUAGAAAGUCGAGAAGACAGUAUUGAACAGUUGCUACAAAGAAUGUGGGCUGAUGCAGAAUGGAGAAAAUUACAUCCAGAAACUUCAGAUAUAAAUGAAGAAGAUGAUGUUGUUGAAGACGCAGUUCCAGUUAUAUCAGAGGUCAAAGAAUUAAUCCAAAAGGAAAGUUCGAUAAUACUUUCUGAGGAUUUUAUACAAGCUGUCAUAAUACUGAAACAUGAGCGAUUCAGACAAUUCUUCAUGGAAGACUUCAGAGCUAAAUGCAGUAGACGAAGACUUUAUUUUAGUGAAAAUAUCGAAGAAGCUCGAUUGGAAAUAAAAAUUAAGGCUGCUUUAUUAAUUCAGAAAGUUUACAGGAUGUACAUGGAAAUCAAACGCAAAAGAGUUUCCGAUAUUAAAAGAGACAUACUACUGGGUUUGAUACCAGAUCCUUUCAAAAAGAAAUUGAGCUUAGAGGAGGAGAAUAAUAAAAUGUACGAAAGAAAACAUAAAAUAAGACAGAAGUGUCAUGAGAUUUAUCUAGAAGAACUGAAAAAAGAGAAAAUGAGAUUAAUAGUUUAUAAGAAGGAGGAUCAGAUUGAUGAUAUUACAGAUCAUGUGAGAUCUUGGUUUUUGGAAUGGUACUAUGGUUACGGUUUCUUUCCUGACUAUCCAUACGAAUCUGAAGGCGGAACUAUGAUGGUGGUUAAAGGGAAUUACCCGACCAUCGCUGAGAAAUUGAAGGAAGACGAGGAAUACGCUAACGCUAUGAAAGGAAAGACCAAAGAACAGUUGAAAGCUGAGAUGAAGCAAGCGAAAGCUGAUGCGUUACUCAAAGAGGCGGCUGCAAAGGAAGCGAAGAAAAGGGAAGAAGAACAGCUGUUUAAGUUGAGACUGAACCCAUUAUCUGACCCUGGUUAUAAGCCAAAGCCUUCCGAAGUCACUGGACAACUGGGAGAGGCUCUCCAAAAAUACAGAGCGGCUUGGUCAAUAUAUGACAAAUUUUCGCCCGAGGAAUGUCCGAGAACUAUUUAUGGAUUCAUGCAAAAUAUUUUGACGGAAGAACUUAUGUGUCAGUUGCACGAAGAAUGUAGAAAAUAUGUUGAUGAGCUAAUGAGAUUGGAUUUAAAGCUGCUUAUAAAAGUGCAACAGGAAAUGUUCAAGAGCGUCGGCUGGCACUAUCCGAAAAUGAAACCAAGGAAGAAACCAAAAUCUACACCUGUUCCGAAGUCAUUGAAAUUAAAUGAUGAUUUAUUAGAUAGUUUGAAGACCAUAUUCGACUUGGGCAUAAUAACCAAGCCUACAGCCAAAGUCAAAGAUAUUAUUGGUGACUUCAAGUAUGCGGCGUAUGAAAUGAACAUCAAAGAUCCGGAUGCAACAUUUCCGUCGCCCGGAUUUGCUGAUGUUAAACGUCGUUUGAUUCUGUCAUGUGUUUUUGGCUCGGGAAUCGAACCCGGGGCAGUUCGUAAUAAAUCAGUCAUGCUACUUGGGCCGGAGAGAAAUGGAAAAUCUUUUAUGGUUGACACUAUCUGUGGUGAACUUAAUGCAGUUAAAAUUGAUAUAACACCAGAAGUAUUCAGCGCUGUUGUCGACAAACCAGCGAAGGUUUUAGCUGAAGUAGUUUUGGCUGCGAAAAUAUUUCAACCGAGUGUUAUAUAUAUGAAGAAUAUAGAGAGGGUUUUCUAUAAGAAAGUGCCGCCAGAAGAAAGAGCAUUGCAAGCGAAGGUCUUAAAGGCGCCGAUGACUAAAAUGAUGAAACAAAUAUUGCCAGAGGACAAAAUAAUAUUUGUGGCGACCUGCUCAAAUCCAUUCGUCGCUCAGACAAAACCAAUGAUGUUUUUGUUUAACGAAACUAUUUUAAUACCGAGAACAGAUUAUAACUCUCUACGGACGUUCUUCUAUGAGAGAUUUCAAAAGAUCCGCAGCAUGCCUCGAGACUAUUGCGUCCAGGCUCUCGCUCAAGUUCUUCAAGGUUACGGGUUUGGUGUCAUACUACAGUUGUUCGAUAAGGUUAUGACUGCUGAGAGAAUUGUUAGGUUAAACAUAACUCCAUUAGCGCCAGCUGAGUUUCUCCCUCCACUGUUUGAUAUGAUGGUUGAAGCUGUAACGUUAGAGGAAUACCAAGAAUAUGUGCAGUUCUUCAUUGAAAAUUCACCCCUAAGUAAAGAGAGAGAAGAUUUUGAAUUCAUCAACAGAUACAGGGCAGUCGCUUAUACGAAAUUGGAAAAAGAAAAGAAGAAAUAA
Danaus chrysippus (African queen) is the source of this 2559-nucleotide messenger RNA. Lineage: Eukaryota; Metazoa; Arthropoda; Insecta; Lepidoptera; Nymphalidae. The record is from the annotation of a GenBank genome assembly.